CGUGGUCUAGGCCCAAUCUCCCGCCCGGAACAGUCGUUUGUCAACACCGUGCUGCUGCUCACACUCAGUCGUGUACUCGUGUCUUUGUGUCUCUCCUUCACCAUCUUUUAGUUGUUAAAACAAUCCAGAAUGGCUGAACACAAGGAAGAGUCCGAGCUCCACGAUGCUGCCGUCAGUGAGGAGGAGCUGGAGAAAGCUUUGUGUGUUCUGGCAGGAAGCGACCCAGAAAACUGCUCAUAUUCCCGGGGCUAUGUGAAGAGACAGGCUGUGUUUGCCUGCAACACCUGCACCCCCAGUGCUGCAGAGCCUGCUGGGAUAUGUCUGGCUUGUGCCAAUAAGUGCCACGAUGGACAUGAUAUCUUUGAACUAUACACCAAAAGAAAUUUUCGCUGUGAUUGCGGGAAUAGCAAGUUUGGGGAUUUCCAGUGUCAACUGAUGACUGCCAAGGACGAGGAAAAUGUCAGGAAUCACUACAACCACAACUUCAGUGGCUUCUACUGCACAUGUGAUCGGCCGUACCCAGACACAGACGAUCAGGUCAACGAAGAGAUGAUUCAGUGUGUUGUCUGUGAGGACUGGUUUCAUAGCAGGCACCUGGGCUGCACUGUAGUGGAACCGGAUGACCUGCAGGAGAUGGUGUGUGAGGCGUGCAUGAACAAGGCUCCUUUUUUAUGGACGUACGCCGCUGACUUUGCAGUGCCACCGGUGAUCAGCGUCAGUCAUCCUGAGGAGGGGGAGGUGGAGGUGGAGGUCGACGUUGAGGAACAAGGAGACAAAGAGGAAUCCAGGCAAAGUGGGGAUGAAGCUACAACCAGUGUUGAGGACACAAAGCAGGAGGAAGCGGAGAACCAGGGCUCCCCGGGCAAACGGACCCAUGAGCAAAUGACUGGCAGCCCUGGAAAGGCCACGACCAAAUCUGAGGCAUGUAGGCUGAAGAAGCUGCAGGACCAGGGGCGGGAGAGGCUGAGACAGGGAGCAGUGUUCUGGCCAUACAGCUGGCGCUCUGAGCUUUGCACCUGCACAAGCUGCAAGAGGGCCUACGUGGCUGCUGAGGUGCAGUUCCUCAUGGAUCAGUCCGACACCAUUCUGGCCUACGAGAACAAAGGUUUGGAUGAGCCGUUUGGCCAGCACCCGCUAAUGGCACUGACAAGCUCGAUGGACCGUGUGCAGCAGCUGGAGAUUAUUUACGGUUUCAAUGAGCUGACGACUUCGAUCAGUGCGUUUUUACACCAGUGUGUUGCUGAAGGAAAGACGCUCACUGUCGAAGCCGUGCAUCAGUUCUUUGAUGAGCUGCGUGCGAGAAAAAGACGCAGAACCAACGCAGGAUACCAGUAACAAGGCAGCCACAAUGCAAACAUCAUAUGCCAGGUUCAUGUGGAGCUUUUUAAUGGAGGAAUGAAUGUGUCAUGUGGAAAACAACCCUUCUUUCUUUUAAUAAAGGGCUUUUGCUGCAACCCACUUUAUCCUUAAGCUUGAACAAAUAGUGCAAAGAGAACUGAUUUCCAGUCACUGUUGUAAUAUGCUUUAUCUCAUUACUAAGUGAAGAUUGUACAUUUUCAUGUCCAGUUGUUUUGAUUGAUUGUGAUGCCUUAACUUUGAAGCUUGUGAUGAAACUUUUACUUGAAGCAUUGGUUUUGAAUGUGCAUCUUUAUGAACAAAAGAUUUUGUUUCAGCAAUACGCUUUGAAAAACAGCAUGUGUGGGUUAUGAGAGUAUUUCACAUGAUGCUGCCAUGUACAUUCUUGAGAACACGUCCAUGCAUUUAGACUGAGCUACAAACCGGUGUGUUUACAUUGAGGUUUUAGGUGAAGAGGUUCAAACCGACAAGUUAAAACCAUAGACUGUUCAUAAAGAUGGAUGGCAUGACAGCUCUCAGAAAUUGAAGCCAAAGUGCAUCAAUUGCCACCUGGUGGCUGACUGCAGUAUGGGCCAUAAACCCUGAUGUGUGAUAGUGGAUGGGACAUAGGCCAAAAGUCAAAAAGUAACAUUUAUUUUCCCAAAGAUGGUUUCUGUUAUUACCUCUGCCAAGGUUAUGUUUUCAUCUGUGUUUGUUAAUUUGCAGGAUUGUACGAAAACUGCUGGAGGGAUUAUCAGAAACUUUGAGGGGUGUGGUAUGAGUUCUGAUUCAGACCCAUAACGCAUCAAUCAUUUUCAAAUGUAUUUUUGUUGAUUUCUCAGAAUAAUUCAGAAAAAAAUCUGAUGUUUAGGGGCCUGAGUGUGUGCAAUUUGGUGCAGAUCCAACUAAAAUCCUGAUAUUACCAUUCUAGUUUUAUGAUGUGUGCCCAAGUGAUAAUUUUACCAAUAUGUUGGUUUUAAUUAGUUAUUUGAUGCAAUAAAUUCAGGGCGAUGUUAA
Paralichthys olivaceus (Japanese flounder) is the source of this 2352-nucleotide messenger RNA. NCBI's taxonomy places the organism in Eukaryota, Metazoa, Chordata, Actinopteri, Pleuronectiformes, Paralichthyidae. The record is from RefSeq and is a predicted model, not a curated record.